Messenger RNA from Drosophila teissieri, 524 nucleotides. RefSeq names its product larval cuticle protein 1. Gene Ontology annotation, cellular component: chitin-based extracellular matrix. Gene Ontology annotation, molecular function: structural constituent of chitin-based larval cuticle. Bases 91 to 483 code for a protein of 130 amino acids. The record is from RefSeq and is a predicted model, not a curated record. Lineage: Eukaryota; Metazoa; Arthropoda; Insecta; Diptera; Drosophilidae. The transcript is spliced from 2 exons.
AAUUGGGUGGCGAUCAUAUAAAAAAGCUCUGCUCGACCAAAAUCAGUUAUCAGUCAACGUUCGUUCUCAACCAGACAGAAAUCAGCCAAAAUGUUUAAGUUUGUGAUGAUCUGCGCAGUUUUCGGCCUGGCGGUGGCCAAUCCCCCAGUGCCCCAUUCCGUAGGACGUUCCGAGGAUGUCCACGCCGAUGUCCUUUCCCGAUCCGAUGACGUUCGUGCCGAUGGAUUCGACACCAGUCUGCACACCUCCAACGGAAUCGAGCAGGCCGCCAGCGGUGAUGUCCAUGGCAACAUCCACGGCAACUUCGGAUGGAUCUCCCCCGAGGGCGAUCACGUGGACGUCAAGUACGUGGCUGAUGAGAACGGAUACCAGCCCUCGGGAGCCUGGAUCCCCACUCCUCCUCCAAUCCCAGAGGCCAUUGCCCGCGCCCUUGUCUGGCUGCAGUCCCACCCCCCAGCACCCGAGCAUCCCCGUCAUCACUAGGACUCGUCACCCGGAUCCCGGACCACUCCACGGACUGUUCU